Bactrocera tryoni is the source of this 1426-nucleotide messenger RNA. RefSeq names its product 3-ketoacyl-CoA thiolase, mitochondrial (gene yip2). Bases 119 to 1315 code for a protein of 398 amino acids. The transcript has 6 exons. The record is from RefSeq and is a predicted model, not a curated record. Gene Ontology annotation, molecular function: acetyl-CoA C-acetyltransferase activity. Gene Ontology annotation, biological process: fatty acid beta-oxidation. Lineage: Eukaryota; Metazoa; Arthropoda; Insecta; Diptera; Tephritidae.
UCGUAAACGUCAACGCGUACAGAGGUCUCAGUGUGGUGCUCGUUUGUGUUUUUGAAAUUAUAUAUUUUAUACUUUAAAUUAUAAUUUAUUUCUUAACAAUUAUUAGUCAAUAUUAAUUAUGUCUGCAGUAACUAAAGGAAUUUACAUAGUAGGCGCUAAGCGUACUGCUUUUGGUACUUUCGGCGGUGCCUUAAAGAAUAUCAAUCAAACACAAUUACAAACUGUCGCUGCCAAGGCUGCACUAGAUGCUGCUGGACUACGCGGCGAACAAGUCGACACUGUGAUCAUUGGAAAUGUUAUUGCCGCUUCCGCCACAGAUGGCAUUUACUUGCCACGUCACGUCAGUCUUAAUUGUGGCAUACCAAUUGAGACACCAGCACUAGCAAUUAACCGUCUAUGUGGCUCUGGCUUUCAAUCUAUUGUGAACGGCGCACAGGACAUCUUGGUGGGCAGUGCUAAGGUCGCGCUAACCGGUGGUGUCGAGAAUAUGUCACAGGCACCAUUUGUUGCACGCAACAUCCGUUUUGGCACCACUUUAGGCGCUAACUACAAUUUAGAAGAUUCUCUGUGGUCUGGACUAACUGAUUCAUACUGCAAAUUACCAAUGGCGUUAACUGCCGAGAAUUUAGCUGAACAAUUCAAAAUCACACGUGAGCGUGUCGAUGAAUUUUCACUUCGUUCGCAGCAAAAUUGGGCACGAGCACAAAAGGAAGGCGUUUUUAAUAGCGAAAUUACACCCAUUAAAUUGAAAGUGAAGGGUAAAGAAGUCGAUUUUGUUGUUGAUGAACACCCAAGGCCACAAACCACAAUUGAGGGAUUAGCUAAGCUGCCAUCACUGUUCAAGAAAAAUGGCGCAGUCACUGCUGGCACUGCUUCGGGUAUUUCUGAUGGUGCGGCUGCUGUUAUUGUCGCCUCUGAAGAAGCUGUGAAGGAGUAUAAUUUGAAGCCACUUGCACGACUUGUUGCUUACUCAUUCGUUGGUGUGAAACCAGAAAUUAUGGGUUAUGGUCCAGUGCCAGCCAUCCAAAAUGUACUCAAAGUUAGUGGCAAGAAAUUGGAGGACAUUGACCUAAUUGAGAUUAACGAAGCCUUUGCCGCUCAAACCCUUGCCUGUGUUGAUGCGCUGGGUCUGGAUGUAUCAAAGUUGAAUGUUAAUGGUGGCGCUAUUGCCGUUGGUCAUCCAUUGGGUGCAAGUGGUUCACGCAUUACUGGUCAUUUGGUGCAUGAAAUGAAGCGCAAGAACUUGAAGUACACCAUUGGUUCGGCAUGUAUUGGUGGCGGUCAAGGUAUCGCCCUGUUGUUGGAGUCUGUUUAAAAAGCUGUGAAGGUCAAACUACUAUUUUGCAUUUAAUUCAUUUGCCAAUACUUCUAAAGUGUAGCAAUAUAGCUCUAAGCAUUAUUAAUAUUAUUUUUUAUUUUUAAUAUA